AUGGAAGAUUUAAUUCCCUAUUUAGAUCUUUCUGUUAGUGCCUGUUUUUCAGCUGGCAUUUGGUCUUUACCUUCCUCUAUCCCUCCGAAUUUGGAUGCUUUGAUUUAUUCUGUACCAAUCUCUAGUAACACGGUGGUUUCUAGCUGGAUUAGCAAUGGCAAACCUUCUUUCCACACUUUUCAAAAGAAGUUUUUUCAGGAUCUGGAAACUGUACAGUGGUCUAAUUUUAUUUGGUUUAAACAUCAUGCUACCCGUUUCUCUAUAUACUCUUGGAUGGCUUUUAGGAAUGGGCUUAAAACUGCAGAUGCUCUGAUUUCCAGGGGUAUUUCGGCAUCUCCUGAAUGUGUUUUUUGCAAGACUGACAAGGAAAAUCUUAAACAUCUUUUGUUUGAAUGUGAUUUUUCCUAUAAUAUUCUUCUAAAUACUCUUCCUCAGAUGAGUUACAUGCUUUUUAGACCAAAUCUGUGGAAAGUUUAUAACAACAUUGAGGAAUGGGAAAUGGAUUCCAGUCGGAAAAGCCUUUGCUAUAUCUUGCUAACUGCUAUUGUUUAUUUCAUCUGGAAGGCUAGAAAUGACAGGCUUUUUGGGAAUAUUAUUGAAUGUCAAACCACUGUUACUGGCAACAUUAAAAGAGCUGUUCUGCUUAAGAUUUUGAAAAAGAAAUGCUUUCAAAAUUUACAUCAUUGGCUGAAAUGA
Messenger RNA from Dendrobium catenatum, 696 nucleotides. RefSeq lists its product as uncharacterized. Bases 1 to 696 code for a protein of 231 amino acids. The record is from RefSeq and is a predicted model, not a curated record. The transcript has a single exon. NCBI's taxonomy places the organism in Eukaryota, Viridiplantae, Streptophyta, Magnoliopsida, Asparagales, Orchidaceae.